AUAAUUUUAUGGUUGGGUCACAACAUGAGGAACUGUAUUUAAAGGGCCAGAAGGUUGAAAACCACUGCUCUAAAUCCUCUGUUGCCAUCUCACCGUCCUCACAGCCUCGUCACAGGGUGGGCUCCGUCUCCCGAAACCCCUCUCUCUGCUCCUCUGCAAGCUCCUCCUCAUCACUCAAGCUCUGUCCUGAGUUUGCAGCGAUUCAGCGCGUCCUCAGGCUCCACGUCAUGCUCCUGCUGCUGCUCCCACCACACGUGCAGGCACUUCCUCUCGGAGGUCUGGAGCCCUCAGAUCGGCCACGAGGGUGGAUCAGCUUCUCCCAGACGCCUGUGACUGCCUCCCAGGAGUCCCUCAGGGCCUCAGUGGCAGCUGGGACGGGGAGAACUUUUCCAUUUAUUCUCCCCGAUCCAUCAGGAACCACGACGGCAGCGAUUGCUUACAAACGUGGUUUUUCUUCCCAGUGAGACUUGGGAGUCAGAGUUAGUCCUUGACCCAAGAGCUGCAGAAAGGCAUGAAAACAGAAUUCAUCUGGCCCGUCUCCCCCAGCGCCCCUGGUGACCAGGCGCCUUGUCACGAGCAGGAAGGUUAGGGAAGAAUCCUUUUUUCUGAGCAGCAGGUCUCCACAGGGGCUCACACUGUGCAGGAAGCCGUGUGGCACGUUCAGACACAGGUAGAGCAGACGGAGCAUCACUCUUACCGGCCUAGGAUUUUCUAAAUGGAAGUGAGCACUGGCUCCAGCUUAAAGUCACAGCUGCAUGAGCUCCUAGCAGGAGCCGCCGGUCCUGUGAGGCCAGGCGCUGACCUCCCCUCACUGCGAACAUCCCAGGUGGCGCCUCCUUCCCGGAGGAGGCCGUGUCCUCCACACUCCGAGGCUGUGGACGACCUGCUGAGUGGCCCCUCCACGGUCAUCCGAGCGGCCCUUCUGCACAGCUUGCUGCAGCUCAGCACCUGCUGCUUCCCCUGGCACCUCCUUCAGCUCACGACCAGCCUCCCAUCUCCACACGUUCCUCCCGCUGCCUCCUCACCUCUCAGCCUUCACGGAAUGGAAGAGCAGGGCCUGGCCCUGGAUUAGGCUUUGGCUGCAGGGAGCUGUGGCUGUGUGGCCUCAACCCAGAGCACGGACCCGUCUCCUCACCAGCAAUAGGCUGUUCCCUCUCAUCACGCGUGUUGGCUGGAGCAGCGCUUGAAUUUCCUUCCAGAACCUCUUGGCCUUCACAGCAGGCUCACUGUUGGGCGCGAGAGGCCUCGCUUUCAGCUUCUCUUGGCGUUGGACAAGCCUCACCAAGCUGGUCGUUUCUGCUUUUGAUUUAAAGUCUGUGGCCGUCACCAUGUUCUGGAAGUUCGACUUGAACACCACGUCCCAUGUCGACAAGCUGCUGGAUAAGGAGGACGUGACGCUGCGGGAGUUAAUGGACGAAGAUGACAUCUUGCAGGAGUGCAAGGCUCAGAACCGGAAGCUGCUGGACUUCCUGUGUCGGCCGCAGUGUAUGGAGGAGCUGGUGAGCCUCAUCACACAGGACCCGCCCCUGGACAUGGACGAGAAGGUCCGCUUCAAGUACCCGAACACGGCCUGUGAGCUGCUGACGUGCGAUGUGCCGCAGAUCAACGACAGGCUGGGUGGGGACGAGGCUCUGCUGAACCUCCUCUACGACUUCCUGGACCACGAGCCGCCUCUCAAUCCUCUGCUCGCCAGUUUUUUCAGCAAGACCAUUGGCAGUCUCAUCGCAAGGAAGACGGAACAGGUAAUUGUGUUCCUGAAGAGGAAGGACACGUUCAUCAGCCUGGUCCUGAAGCACAUCGGCACCUCGGCCCUCAUGGACCUGCUGCUUCGCCUGGUCAGCUGCGUGGAGCCUGCUGGGCUCCGGCAGGAAGUCCUGCGGUGGCUCAAUGAAGAGAGGAUCAUCCAGAGACUCGUGGAAUUGAUCCACCCCAGGGAGGAUGAAGAUAGGCAGUCCAACGCUUCCCAGACGCUCUGUGACAUUGUCCGGCUGGGCAGGGAGCAGGGCAGCCAGCUGCCUGAGGCCCUGGAGCCGGACCCCCUCCUCGCAGUGCUGGAGUCGCAGGUCCCCCGAGUGCAGGCCAGCAGGGGCGAACCCCCACAGGGAGGCAGGGGAGGGAGGCGUGCUCUGUCUGCUCUGCUCCAGGCAGUGACCGUGUGUGACAGGCAGGACUGCGUGGAGCAGCUUCUGAGGAACAUGUUUGACGGGGACCAGACGGAGAGCUGCCUCGUCAGCGGGACGCAGGUGCUGCUGACCUUGCUGGAAGCCAGGCGGGCUGGGACAGAGGGCCUGGUGGACGCCUUUUCUCAGGGACUGGAGAGGCUGUGCCCCGUCAGUGGCAGCGUCCUGCACGGCAUUGAGCCGAGGCUGAAGGACUUUCACCAGCUCCUGCUCCACCCGCCAAAGAAAGCCGCAAUCCUGACCACCAUCGGCGUGCUGGAGGAGCCCCUCGGGAACGCCCGCCUGCACGGCGCCCGCCUCAUGGCUGCCCUGCUGCACACCAACACGCCCAGCAUCAACCAGGAGCUGUGCCGGCUCAACACCAUGGGCUUGCUGCUGGACCUGUUUUUCAAGUACACCUGGAAUAACUUCCUGCACCUCCAAGUGGAACUGUGCGUGGCCGCGAUUCUCUCCCAGGCCCCCCGGGAGGACAGGGCUGAAGCCAGUGGACCCGAGAGCGGGGACUCGGAGAGCCCGCGGCCUGCUGCCAGCCACCCCGAGAGCACCAUGGUGACCCAUCUAUUCCAGAAGUGCUGCCUGGUCCAGAGGAUCCUGGAGGCCUGGGAGGCCAAUGACCACACACAGGCAGCAGGUGGCAUGAGGCGCGGGAACAUGGGCCACCUCACCCGGAUCGCCAACGCGGUGGUGCGGAACCUGGAGAGGGGUGCCAUGCAGACGCCCGUCGGCGAGGUUAUCCAAGGGCUGCCUGCGGAUUGCCGUGGGCGCUGGGAGAGCUUCGUGGAGGAGACGCUGACGGAGACCAACCGCAGGAACGCCGUGGACCUGGUAAGCACCCACCUCCACCCCUCGAGCGAGGAUGAGGACAUGGAGGGCGUGUUCCCUAACGAGCUGUCCCUUCAGCAGGCCUUUUCCGAGUACCAGGUCCAGCAGAUGACGGCCACCUUCGUGGACCAGUUUGGCUUCAAUGACGAGGAGUUUGCAGACCAGGACGACAGCGUCAACGCUCCCUUCGACAGGAUCGCAGAGAUCAACUUCCACAUCGACGCCGACGAGGACAGCCCCAGCGCGGCUCUGUUUGAGGCCUGCUGUGGGGACCACAUCCAGCCCUUUGACGACGACGAGGACGAUGACAUCUGGGAGGACAAGGAGGCCCACUGUGCUGCCCGGGGCCUGGGCAGAGCCAGGUUUGGGGGCCCUCCCGCCACAGAGAGCUGCCCAGAGAACGGCCUGGCGCGUGGAGACCGGGAUGGGGAGGAAGCCAAUGGAGAUGUGGCUCCGGCAGGGGCUCCUCAAGUCGCAGCCCAAAAGGGCAGUCCUCAUGUGGAAGGUGGCUCAGAAGGUGCCACGUGGACGGUGUUUGAUGAGCCAGCGAGCCCGACCGCUGCCACCCCGGGAGUGGCGAUGGACGUGGGCUCCAGUGUGUGGGCAGCCAGGGCCCCCAGCACCACGGCUCUGGAGGAGAAAGGCUGGGCCAAGUUCCCCGACUUCCAGCCCUUCUGCUGCUCCGAGUUGGGGCCCAGGUGCAGCUCCCCGGUGGACGUAGGACCCGGCGAUGCCCAGGGCGGCCUGAGCCAGGGCCCAGAGAGAACCCUUGGCUCCGCCUCCCCGUGCGCCUGGAAUGUGUGUGUCUCCAGGGACGCCCCUCUGGUGGCCUCCGGCAGUGAUGAGGACGAGCAGGUGGCUGUCACCUCAGAGGCUGUCAGUAUGGGUCCCGGCCAGGAGGCCCCCCCACUGCCCACGCCGGUCCCCAGGGUUGCCAGCACGCUACCAGGUCCCACCUCUGCACCUGCAGAAGCCACCUCCACACUGGCUGGGGCUGUCCCCCCCGAGGCAGCCUCCACAGCUCUGAGCAAGGCCAGUCCUGCCCCAGCCCCCGCAGGGGUGCUGGCUGUGGCAGUGCCCCCAGGGCCCAUGGUGGCCGUCACCACCACCGCCACAGCCAGCCCAGCUGUCUCCACAGUGGCCAUUCUGGGGACCGUGACAAAGGACAGGAAGACAGCUGCCCCGCCAGCAGGAGCCGCCUCCAAUGGCCCCGUGUGAUGCUGCCACCCAGCCAGGGCGCGCCCUUAAUCGAUACCUACCUGGUGAUGCAAUUUGUCUUUUUUAAUUUAAUUUAAUUUUAAAAUAAAUGCUGCAUUGGUAAAGCUGGCAGUUGGACCCAGUCGGACGGCCCAGCUCGCGUCGCUCCUGCCUGACCCCAUGCACAGCAAUAAGGCUUCAGAGUGCGCUCUGCCUGCCAGAGCCAGGCCACAACCCUGGUGCCACAAGGACUGAGGCGUGAUGGGCGCGGACGCCACAGGCUGCCAGCCUGUUUUUACCGAUUUUUAAACAAACGCAGAGAGAGCCGUGUUUGCACUUUGUAUCUGGCUGCAGUGAAGGGUCUCCCUGACUCGGGACAGAUGCAUGUCCAGAGCUGGGCUGGCCACACAGGUCUUAGCUGCCCAGGGGCCCUGGGAGCUGGCCUCUAAGCCAGGAUGCAACAUUUGACUGCCUUAAAAAUAUCGAGACCCUCACAGCCCGGCAGGGGUAUCCCAGCCCUGGCACUCCGGUGCAUUUGGGCACCUGGCAAGAGCUGGCCAUGGGCAUGCAGGAGGGGGCAGGGGCGGAGACUGGCCCCAGCAGUGCUGGGUGGGUGGAGUCUGCACCCGCUGGAGCAGUGCCAUCGUCCUGGAAGGCCUGCAGAGUGUGUGAUGCUGAGUCCAUUUUUAAUGUUCUGAUGAUCUCUGACAGGGCACCCAAACCCCAACUCCCAAUAAAGUUGUGUUAUUCUUACUGACAA
Messenger RNA from Myotis lucifugus (little brown bat), 4959 nucleotides. It is a transcript of the gene PPP6R2, whose product is annotated as protein phosphatase 6 regulatory subunit 2. The transcript has 23 exons. Gene Ontology annotation, molecular function: protein phosphatase regulator activity; protein phosphatase binding. The coding region runs from base 1329 to 4220 and encodes 963 amino acids. Gene Ontology annotation, cellular component: nucleus; cytosol. The record is from RefSeq and is a predicted model, not a curated record. Lineage: Eukaryota; Metazoa; Chordata; Mammalia; Chiroptera; Vespertilionidae.